Aspergillus pseudotamarii is the source of this 1154-nucleotide messenger RNA. Its product is annotated as putative flavoprotein. Lineage: Eukaryota; Fungi; Ascomycota; Eurotiomycetes; Eurotiales; Aspergillaceae. Gene Ontology annotation, biological process: coenzyme A biosynthetic process. The coding region runs from base 148 to 849 and encodes 233 amino acids. Gene Ontology annotation, cellular component: phosphopantothenoylcysteine decarboxylase complex. The record is from RefSeq and is a predicted model, not a curated record. Gene Ontology annotation, molecular function: phosphopantothenoylcysteine decarboxylase activity; FMN binding. The transcript has a single exon.
UGGUUCUCUAUAGUUAACUCUGCAUAAUAGCCGCUAGUGCAGACCUACCGGAUUAGAAAUAUAUAAGCAUCUCAUCUCGCCCGGUAGCUUACCGAUUACAUCAACCUUCUCCCGACUAGACUCGCACAGUAUACAUCCACCAGGAUCAUGGCAACAGAAAAGUCACCAGCAGCGGAGAUUGCUGCAUCACUCCACGAUGGCAAGGUACAUCUACUUCUGGCUGCAACGGGCUCUGUUGCCACAAUAAAGCUACCACUUAUCAUUGCGGCAUUCGCAGAUCAUCCGAAUAUCUCAAUUCGGGUGAUUCUCACCAAAGCUGCCGCUGAGUUUCUUCGUGCUCAAUCAGAGGAACAACCUUCGGUAGAAUCACUCUCAUCGCUUCCUAACGUCGACUCGGUCCUCCAUGAUGAGGAUGAAUGGUCUCAGCCCUGGACUCGAGGCUCAGACAUACUACACAUCACCCUCCGUAGAUGGGCUCAUUUAUUAGUUAUCGCCCCACUGAGCGCCAAUUCACUGGCGAAAGUGGUCCACGGAAUGUCUGACAAUCUACUCACGAGCGUUGUACGCGCAUGGGACACGACCGGGUUGAUCGACGGGAGAAAGAAACGGAUACUUGUCGCCCCCGCGAUGAAUACAGCGAUGUGGAUGCAUCCUGUGACAGCACAGCAGAUGCGCGUACUGCAAGAAGAUUGGGGGAUUAAAAAAGUCAAUGGGAAUGAGCAGGGCUGGUUUGAAGUCCUCCGGCCCAUUGAGAAAUCGCUCGCGUGUGGUGAUGUGGGGUCCGGCGGGAUGAUGGAAUGGCGGGAGAUCGUGAAGAUCGUUAAGCAGAGAUUGGAUCCUUCUGCUUGAGUUUAGUAUACAUGCCGCCUCUUUAUUCUGUGAUAAUCGGAAUGCAAAAUACUUCGAGGUCUAGCCACGGUAGUGGUAAUUCCACCUAACUACCCUUCUCGACUCAAUGUUACAUCACCAGUCUCGUGUCCGGAAAAGUGCGCCUGCGAAUGGUACGCUGGGGCUAUCCAGAAGUCACUCCGUGCACUUCAUUGGGUAUUGGUAAGAAAGAAUGAAUCACUAAUUCUCAAUCCUUGACAAAGGACUAGGAUCCCUGCUCCCACUUUCACUAGAAGCGCCUUCAUUUCAAUCAUUGUCAUGGCCCC